CGCGGAAAGCCUUCCUCGCGUCUAUAUCGCGGCGGUAGCUGCGAGUCGCGAGAGCUCGACCGGCAGCUCGUACACGACCCCGACCGCCUUCUAUUUCAGCGUACUUUCAGUUCCGUUUGGAUACCCGAUCACAGAACGAGGCGGUUUUCUGCCCCUCUUCUCCGUCUUUGUCUAUUACCCUCUCGCUCGCUUUUUCGCUCGCCCACUCUUACACUUCUCACCCUCUCUUCUCUCUCUCUCUCUCUCUCUCUCUCUCUCCCUCACCCUAGCUAUCUAGCUGUUGCCCCCUUGGCUCUAUCCGCGCACACGCCUCGCUUCUGCCGUCCGCUUCACCUUUUUCUCCACCGCUGUCUCAGUGUACCGCGAGUCGCCUACGUCUGCUUGUACACCUCGUAUCGUCCGCGUGUGAUAGUGCGUCAACGAUAUCGUAGCUCUGUUCGCUCGAACCCGUCGUCCGAUCACCCGGUCACAUCGGCUUCGCUUCGCCAGCGUAGCGGCCGGUGCGUACGAUGACCGAUCCACCUACCUCGUCGUAUCUUUCGAGGACGCGUUUGAGGAGCAAGUGAUCGCGAGCCUCGACGAACGCGUCCUACUCGUGCAGCGUCCAGCGACAACGGGGUAAGCUACGCGAGCACUAGCGUCAUCGUCUUCGGAGAACUAUCGACGGUAACGAUGACGAGGCGUCGUGAACGCGAACCACCGGUAUCGUCCUAACCGAAUCUCGAGCCGAAGAUUUCGUACGCGAAUCUCGAGACGGACUGGCCAGCGAUAAAGCAGCAUGGUUUUGCACAAGGACGAGCGAGUCAGCGGACGUGUAACGAACGAGAAAGGGAAGAGGAAGCGUGCCGAGAGGAUUUGAUGUAAGAGAAGCAAGCCUGCAGAAGUGGGAGCAGCACGCUUGGCCAAGUUGCCUGGAUACGGCUAGCAGCACCGUGUUGCGCUCCGCUGAAGUAGGAGGAAGCGAAGGAGGUGGAAGGUGGUGCUAAUACACGAAAGGAUGGAGGGUGCAGUGGACAGUAGUGGGACGAAGAAGACGAUGCACGAGGCCGACCAGGCUACGAACGCAGGCUCGUGCCGCGUCCAACAAUCGCGAUAACAUAGCUGCCUUCUUUCGAUACGAUUGCCUAUGAUAAUCGUGCCAGAAGCGUAACACGCCGCGUCCAACUCUUCGUACUCCGAUCUCCGCAACUGCUACCCCCUUGAAAACUCAUCGACACCUUCGCCGCAGAUCAUCGUUCACCGAUACCUUCGAUUCGAACUGUACGAUCUCUCGCUUCUCUCACGAUUCUUCCUCGAUUCUUGCACGAAGGUGCUCGCGCGAAUUCCUAAUGAGAAAUUUCGAUAAGCUCGCGGACCAGAAAGUACCAGUGUCAAGAAGAAACGAAAAGUGUGUUCGCAGUAUUUCGUUCCUCCGAUCGUACUUCCAUAAGGGAUGAGUGUAUUCGUGUCAGUGAAUACCGUAUUCGUAGUUGGAUAACGAAAGAGAAAGAAAACGUAUUAGGUCGAAUACACGCGUAUCUGUGAUCGAUACGAACACCUGUGAAACGAGCGCGUCCGAAAGACAUAUGGAAUUUUCUUUACGUACGCGUAUCCGGAUACAACGGUCCUCUUUUCGCAAACGACGCGUCCGCUCGACGUGUGCUUGAUGCGCGAAGCUAGAACGUUGCCGCGUAACCGAUAAAUUGAUAAACGAUACCGAGACGACAGACGCCGAACGCAAUCGUAGGUGCUUAAAGCGAGCAUGCUCGGCGCGUGGAGAGGUUCGACGCGGAUGUAAAACCGUGGUGUCGAUAGGCAGCAGCGGCAGUAGCGACCAACAAAAAGUUUGAGCGAGUACGCGUGUGGCGGGUGGUUGUACAAAGGAAAAGUGUCGGGGACAACGAUUGGUUAUGACGGCAAAGUCAGGCGGCAUCGUUUCGGGUGCAUCGUUGUGACGAUUAACGUACGACUCGCGGUUCGAUCGUUCGCCUGUCGACAGGAUGAUCAGAAUCAGGAAGACAGUUCGCGACGAAGAGUUCCCGGGCGACGUUCGAGACGGUGAUCGCAGUUCGUAAAAGUGACACGAAAAAUAUUAUAGUGUAGUGCGCGCACCAGUGGAGAACGGACGGACGACGGAACAGCGGCUGAAGAACGAAAGGAAGGGAGCGUUCGUCGGAUUCCGGGUGGCCGACUCUUGCGAAUAGGAAAUGUCGAGCUGGCCGAGUCUGCAAAAUUCAUUCGCCAUGGCGAACCAGACGAGAGGUCUGCCACAGAUGCGAAUAAAGCUUUGUACGGUCAGCGCCGGUCUCCAAAUAGUCUCAGUCCUCUUGCUCACCGUCCUACCUCAAGAGAGCCUGUGCGGACGUCACGAGAAACGUCUGUUGAACGAGCUGCUGUCAUCAUACAACACACUGGAGCGGCCCGUUGCCAAUGAGAGCGAGCCUCUCGAAGUGAGAUUUGGCAUCACGCUGCAGCAGAUCAUAGACGUGGAUGAGAAGAAUCAAAUAUUGACGACGAACGCGUGGCUGAAAUUGGAAUGGAUGGACUACAACCUUCAAUGGAACGAGUCCGAGUACGGUGGCGUGAAGGACCUUCGAAUUACACCGAACAAGCUUUGGAAGCCAGACAUUCUCAUGUACAACAGUGCGGAUGAGGGUUUCGACGGGACGUACCAAACAAACGUGGUGGUCACGCAUAACGGCAGUUGCCUGUACGUUCCUCCGGGCAUCUUCAAGAGCACUUGCAAGAUAGACAUCACUUGGUUCCCCUUUGACGACCAACACUGUGACAUGAAGUUCGGAUCCUGGACCUACGACGGCAACCAGGUCGACCUCGUGCUCAGCUCGGAGAAGGGCGGCGACCUGUCCGACUUUAUCACGAACGGAGAAUGGUACCUGAUCGGAAUGCCGGGCAAGAAGAACACGAUAACGUACCAAUGCUGUCCGGAACCUUACGUCGACGUCACCUUCACCAUACAGAUCCGCAGAAGGACUCUGUACUAUUUUUUCAACCUGAUCGUGCCGUGCGUGCUGAUAUCGAGCAUGGCCCUCUUGGGCUUCACCCUGCCGCCAGAUUCCGGGGAGAAACUCACCUUAGGAGUGACCAUUCUGCUGUCGCUGACAGUUUUCCUGAACCUCGUGGCAGAAAGCAUGCCGACGACCUCGGACGCUGUCCCUCUAAUAGGAGUGACCAUCUUGUUAUCGCUGACGGUGUUCCUGAAUCUCGUCGCCGAGACCCUGCCCCAGGUCUCCGACGCUAUACCACUGUUAGGGUCGUACUUCAAUUGCAUCAUGUUCAUGGUGGCGAGCAGCGUCGUUCUGACGGUGUUAGUACUAAAUUUUCAUCACAGGACGCCAGACAGAUACGUGAUGCCUCAGUGGAUUAAAACGUUGUUUUUACAAUGGUUGCCGUGCUUGCUGCGCAUGAGUCGACCAGGGAAGAAGAUCACAAAGAAGAACAUUCUGGGAGGAAACCGAAGAGGGAAGAGUAUAGAACUGAAGGAGAAGAGUAGCAAGAGUUUACUGGCGAAUGUUUUAGACAUCGACGAUGACAUCCGUCACAAGAAUAGCGCGGCAAAUCCUCCUUCCGGCUACAUAAGGUCGGCGUUCGGUACACCGAUAUCUACUGGAAGGCCUGCAACGGUCGAAGAUACGUCGGCGUCGUUACCUCUUAGCGGGAUGCAAGAGGAACUGCACACGAUUCUUAAGGAAUUGCGAUUCAUCACGGAUCGGAUGAAAAAGGCGGACGAAGGCGAUGAGAUCAUCAGCGAUUGGAAAUUUGCCGCCAUGGUGGUGGACAGGCUUUGUUUGAUCGUCUUCACGAUGUUCACGGUUUUGGCCACGAUAGUGAUAUUGUGUCGUGCGCCACACAUAAUCGUCCAAUAAACAGACUGCCCCGGUCGAGUCACCGAAAAAAUGCACAAAAAAUGCCAAAGAAACGACGACACGUGGGUUUGAAGGAGGCUGCCAGGAUGAAGCGACCAAGGGACGAAAGUACGAAAAGGACUCGCUGCUUCGUACUUCCUUUCCUCCCGCUCUCCGUCUCUCUCCGUCUCUGGUCUCUCGUUUUCUACUCUAACGAAGGAAGGAAAGGAAGAAAUGGCACGCGAGGAAAACGUGCGAGACGGGCUUCCAGGUUGGACGAAAUUCCAAGAAAGAGAAGGAAGAGAGGAGAGCGAGCGAAAAGGAAAGAAAGGAAGAAAGAAGCAAGAAAGGGGAAGAGACCGGAAGAGGAGAAGACCCGCCAGAGAGGUCGUCGUUCCGUUCGGUUCUUGCUGGUCGACCAAAUUUUCGAACGUUUCGAUCGUUUCGAGUCGUCGUUAAACGCGAAAGCGUUCCUCGCAUGGAAGAACCGAACCAAAAGUACGAAAAAACUAGGCAGGAAACGAGUCGAAGGAACAGGCGAUAUAGUAGACGUUUUGCGGACAGAGGAGGGCAAAGAAGGCGCCUCGACACGUUAUACGCUAUUGACAAUACACGGCCAUGUUGUGCGUUCACUUUCUUCGACUAACUUCUUCUCCGUUUAAACCUAAUCGACCGCCGACCGCUGUCGCUUUCUCGCUCUUUCUCUCUCUCUGUCUCUCUGUCUGUCUGUCUCUCUCUCUCUCUCUGUCUAUCUCCGGAUAGGUGAUCGACGCUCGGUGUCGUACGGCGAUCCGUAAUUUUAAUUAUGUAAUAUAUCGAAUCGCUAACGAAAGCGAGCACGUCGAUUCGUUCGAGACUAUUAGGAGAAUUGGGAAAAGCUGUGUGUUGUACACAUUCCUCGAGAGAGUGUUGUCGCGGCCUUUCAGUAACAAUAAUAACAGAUGCGAACGAGAGAAAGAAAAAGGGCAACAAUAAUAGGAAUAAUGAUAAUAACAAUAAUAAUAAUGAUAAUGAUAAUGGUAACGAUAAUAAUAAUCGUAACGAUUAACGAUAAAUAAUAUUAAUAAUAAAUAGCUAAUAAUAACGAUGAUGAUGAUUGAAUAAUACUAAUAAUUAUACUAUUGUUAAUGAUAUAACGUACAUAUGUUAAAUAAAUGAAUAGUAAUAAUAAUGGUAAUAAUAAUAAUAAUAAUAAUAAUAGUAAUAAUAGUAAUAACAAUAAUAAUAGUAAUAAUGAUAAUGAUAAUGAUAAUCGCUUUGUGUGCGGGCGUUACGAUCGAAUCGUCAACACUUAUCGCGCCACUAAGGGUCUCCCGUGGAACUGAUACGGUCUUUAAAUAACUGCCAAAUAAAAACCAAAAAAACUCGAUACAGGGGCGUCCAACCCCUUUACAGGUAGAAACGUAAGUCGUAUUUCGCGUAGGAUUGUAAAUGUUACGAAUUAUAAAUAUGUAUAUGAAGUACACGUGUCGCUACACGCGUUUUAAGAAGACGGAGCUUUCGAAAAGAAAGAUGAAAAUCAGACAGGAUACUACUCGUCGUAUUGCGUUUAAUAGCGAUUCUCGAUAUCGAUGCCGUAAUUCAUUCGAUCAUGUCUUAACGAAAAAAUUUGCCUUCUAAGAUAACUUAAUGGAAGAAUAACGAUGGUCGAACGGAAUAAAAUUCGAUGGAAAUGGCGGAGGAAGCAAAGUAUAGAGGACAAAACUGCCAAGUUGGACAGCCCCUGUUUUCCGUACAGACACGAAUCCGAAUUCUUGAAAGAUCUUCGAUAUGUCCGCGACAAAGGGUUCCGCAUCGAGCUACGACCAACAUCCGACAGAGAUACGUCAUUGAUCGCGUAAUCGAUCUCCCUCGAUUACCCUGCUCUGCUAUCGAUUUGCGUUCUCCGAUCGUACGAAAGUUCUCAAUGACUGUACUCUGGCCACUCGAAAAAACUGUUCCUCGAGAAACGUUCUUCUUCAAAUUGUUUGCUCACGCUCUUCCUACGUUGGCUAAUAUUACUUUCCGCGUUAGCUAACAUUCGCGUCAAAGCUAUUACGAUAGCUUUCGAUUAUAAUCGGAGAAGUUGAUGUUGCGAAUUUCGCCACGACAAUAGCAAAAUACGUUUCCUUCCGAAAGUGAGAACCUUUUCAUUCGUUGUUUCUGUCGUUUACUUUGAACUGUAAGUGAACUGCAAUUUCCUAAAACUAAGGAAAUAUUCGAUCGGUUCUCGCAUUUUGUGUCCCAAGCAAGGAUCGGUAAAGCGUGAUUCCAUCGCUUGUUAAAUUAUAGCUCUUGACUCGUGUUUCCAGGAAUUCGAAAUCUCUAAUUACGUUCUCGAAUUGAACGCGUUACGAAUGUACAAUCCGGGGGAAAAUGGAAAAAAGAGACAGCCGUUAGGUCAAUCGUUAGCGCAACGUGCGACAAAGCAGAAGUUGCGCCAGGUGUCUCUCGCGACCGUGGCUCGGAACAAUGGGUUGUGCGAACAGACAUUCGUCGGUCUGGUGCGUAAUCCUAGCGAAAGCUCGACGAAACGUAGGAAUUCAAUGUCGCGGUGGGUGUACGCGCUUUUCUACGCGCGGAUCCCUCGUUAUUGAAUGGCGGAAACUUCAGUUUAAAAGCAAUGGCUGGAUUUCACGGUGUAUCGUCCAAUACAAAGACCGAAACUCGACCUAUUCGAUUUAUUUAAAAUACGUUGCCUGCUACGAACGGGAUAAGUAUGUUACCGUGGGUGUACUAUCUUAAACCGCGGGAAAAGAGUUACAUCGAAUAACGCCAACUGGAAGACACGUACUCGAAUUCAAGCAUCUUCGCCAAUUUGACGAACGAGACUUAAAAAUUGCCGCAACACCCAACUGAACGUACGAAUAGCACUCGUGCCGUAUUUUUAACACACCGAUAACGCAUAUUGAUACCGGACACGUUAAUCGCUGCAUACUCGAGCGAAUCUUCAAAUUAACAUAAAUUACGCGAUCUUGCGAUAUAUUUCAACUCUUUUACAUAUUAUUGAAACGGAAUUAACGAAGGAAGAUGGACGAUAUAUCUAUAUAUAUAUACAUAUAUCUCGAUGAUAUUUCUACUAUACAAAGUUUCUACAUUUUAGCCACGCAUUCGUGUAUUUAAUAUUUAAUUAAUAUCUAAUAUUUAAUACGUAAUAAAACGUAACACGUUGUAAACGGAUACGUUUAAUUAUUCUGACGAGAUUCGGCGCGUAUCUGCACGGAAUAGGAAUAUCGCGUUGAUCGUGUUAAUCCCUUUUUACUCUGUGGGUAAUUAUAAUUACCCAUCUUAUCGUUAUAAUUCUAAUUACCAAUCUCGUCGUAAGUAAUCUGCACAGGAGAAUUAAAUUAGGACCGUGAAACUGAUAUCGAGAAACAUAUUAGGUUACGACUAAUUUUGUCACUUUUCAAGGAGAAUUCCAAUGUUUUAGGAGGAUAUCGUGUAUAAGAUUGGACAGAUCGAUGGAAAAGGCGAUAAGAAAAGUUUAGGAGGUACGGCAGUUGCGCUCCUCGUAUCGUACAACGAAUGUAAAGUUUAACAAUAUUCGCACGAAACAUACGCAAGAGAUAAAUAAUAAUCGUAAAUACAGAAUCGUUUUGCGCGACUGCGUCGAUUACGUUAACGGGAAAAAAGAGAUCGAUCGGAGGUUGAGAAAUAAAACGACGGAAUGCACAAGUACAGUCAUUGAUCUUCGUAUCGCACAAAGAAACCGCCAAGUCCUUUGCUUAAAAAACUAUCGAAGCCCACUCUAUUUUUCCAGUAGCGAGGCUGUACGGAACGAAAGAGUAUCGAUUAAUCGUUGAAACGACGCGAAGAAAAAGAAAACGUAACAAUACCGAAUAAACUUCGAGGUGUUCCGAUCAAAUACUCAAAUAAUUCUGUACAUAGAAACAUGGUUGCGUGGCGUGGGACUCAAUGCGACGUAAAUAGGCAUCUCGAACAGUGUCGGUAACGGUAAUCGUAAGGAUAAAUAUAAGUAAGAAUUUAAUCUAAAAUUUAAUAUAACGCCAUGUAAUUAAAGAGAGGAAAACUUCCAAGAUGCGAAUACAGCGUCACGUAAAAGUUAUCUCGCGAUAAAUUUAACAAAACGUAUAAAACGCAGAGAGAUACGUUCGAAAAAUCGACUCCUAGUUCGAUCGUUGUAAACGGAAGCGAAAAAAGAGACAGCAAAAGGAAGCUACGUAUCGUCGUACGAGGGAAAGAGCAAAAUUUUCCAAAAUAUCGUCUCGAAUAAUUUCUUUCCGUCGAAGCUGUUCGUAGUCGCCGACAAUCAUUUCACGCGAAGUAAAACGCGAGCGCGAUUUAUUUAUUUUUUUUUUUUUUUUUUUUUCUUUUGGAAAACCAAAAUGUCUAGAAACGUAUGACGAGAGACUGGAAGACAGUUUCGAGAACAACGAAAAUACGUAUCGAACGUUUAACAAAGCGCAAAGACGAAUCGAAUCGAACAGGAGAGGAUUUGAACGACGAUUUUACCGAUUCCGGGGGAAUGCUCCGAUCUACGACCUGGUGUAAUUUUCUAAUUCGCAGUUUCCGUCUGAAAUCGUUUUGAAAUUGGCAACGAUCGCUCGUUCUAUUCCGACGAUUCGUAUCGAGAUCGUCGAUCGGCGCUCGGCAAGUUUGUUUCGAAAGCGAACUCGAUCGGAGCAUCGACGGCACACGGUUGCGAAUAAAAAAAAGGAAACGCUGACCACGUGAAAAUAUUAAGAUGGAGGAAAGAGGAAAAGUAAUCGGCAUCGAGGAAAAACGCGGUGCUGGCAUCGUAAAAUCUAGUGGACAAUUUAUCCUAAUCGUAUUUAACAGAAAGAUUUUAUAUUAACGAAGAACGAACACGGCGUAGAAGAGGCAUUUUUAACACGAAUGCUCGUUAAGUCAGCCUAGCUUAGCUAUCAGCUAAGAAAUUUCCCACGGUACUUAUCAUUUAAGGGAUCGAACACGCGUUACGUUUCGUCUCGAAGGAUAAACGAUCGCGUGUAUCGAGUUGUAAAAAAUGAAAAAAAGGACGAAUGUAAAGUCCGUGUAACGAAUAAGAAUUAAGGAUAUUCGCAUUCGGUGAUCGUUUGAUCGGUAUGCGAAAGCGUUAUCAUUUUUUGCCAGAGAAACGUCAUCGUUAACGUGGUCGUUACAGCUACUACUAUUACCACUAUUAUCGCUACCUUACGAUACUAUUAACGCUACUAACGCUAUGCAACGUUAUUAUUAUUGUUAUUAUUAUUGUUGUUAUUAUUUUAUCAUGUUUCUUCUUAUCGUCAAGAUCAUCGUUAUUGUUAUAUAUCAUCGUCAUCAUCGCCAUCAUCGUUACUACUAUUAGCAACAGCGUUAUCGUAACAAGGAAAGGGAAAGACGAUCGCGCGAAACGAAAGACGACAAACGGCGACAAGCUUUUUCGUUUCGUUUUCCGUCGAUCGAAUCGCGACGAACGAAAAUGCCAAAUUAGUUGCGUAAAUAGUUUAAGCGAGAAAGGACGUUUCGAGGAAUUUGUUAUCGCGUUAAAAAAAAAAAAAAAAGAAUGAAACCGACAUCGUUCGAAACAUUAGGCGUUCAGAGAAGAAAAGAACAGUGUCGCGUGUUUGAAAAAAUGCGCCUUUGCGUUGUAGCGAAUACUUUGCUCUUGCGUUAAAUGUAGGGAAAAAAUGAAAAAAGUAAGUGACAUUCGCGGAUCGAAUAAUAUUAUAGGUAAAUUUUCGGAAAAAUCGCAACUCGAUCUUUGAUUACCGUAGGUGCGUGUACUCGAACGAUUUUUCACGUUUCGCCGAUCGACGUGUCGAAACAUCGCUCGAAGCUUGGCCAACGAUAACUCUCUUCUUCGAGUCGAACGUAGCACAUAUAUAUAUCGUGGCGUGAAAAGAGAGCAAAGUCUCUCCGUCGUAGAAUCUGUACGCUAAAAGAAGCAGAGUAGACGUCCGCGAGGACAACGGGCAACAAAAACGCGCAAUUUUCUCGAGUCUCUUUCCGAUAGGACGGCUAGAUUUCUUGUCUGUGCUUCGAAGAAAAAAAGGGAACGCGAACGAGUAGUCGAUUCGUUUGAUCGAGCAUCGAUCUCGCUGGAGAUCGGAUCGAUCGAAACUUGUAUCGUGUAAAUAACUUCUGUGAUAAGAAUUGAUUAUUAAAUCGUAGCCGAACGCGAAACCCCUUGAGAUGAACGUCGCGUUGGUAGCUGCGCCAUCCGAUAUCCGAUCGGUCCGCGUCUCUGAAAACUUAAGCCGAUCUUCGCAACGUCUCCGCGAGUCUUGUCGAGAAUCACGCACAUACGUAGUUAGAAGCGUAAGAGAAUCGUCGGAUCGUUCUCGCGUAAAUAAUUCGUGGAUCGAAUUAUCGAGACGAAUCGUCGAGCGAACGAGUUAUUUUUUUACCAUUUCUUUCGCAGCGAUUAAAUCGAAUCACACGUUUCGUGGCAUCGUACGCUUCGAAAUCGUAGGAAUCACACGCGCAUCGGUUGUUACCGAUCGCUCGUCGAUAACGUGAGAAAAGCGAGCCGAUCGGAAUAAAAAUCGCGGCAACGACUCGUCGAUGAAAUGAAAGCGUCAGGCGACUUCGAUCGCGCCGAUUUCGUUUCGCUCUAACGAACCAGCCCUCCGCCGGUGCUUCCUUUUGUUCUACCGUUCGAGGCCGUUCCAUUCGUUUGUUCCGUUUCGCGGAUUCCCGUUCGACCGUCGCGAGUCUUCGAACACGCACGAAACGUAUUUGGUUAGCGCCGAUUCCGAUACGUCGAGUCGUUUGGCCCGGAAAACAUAACGCGAAAUGGCAUCGUUCGAUCCGAUUUAGACCCAUUCGAGCCAUAAUUCAAUUACGAUUAACGAACGAAUUCGAUGGUCUGAGCGGUGCGCGCGGUCAACCGUAUUUCCAGUCGGCUGGCCGGCUCGUCAAAAUCAUCCGCGUCUACCGUGCACUUUCUGUCCUCUCGUCGGACCAAACCAUCUGUUCUUUACUCUCCGCUUCUGUUUUUUCUACGUUUUUUCCACGCCGACCGAUCGACAUACUUUUACGGACACGACCAAAGAAACAAACGCAAGUGAAAUAGAAAUUCGUUUUACCUCGUACGAAUUAUAACGGGUACCCAUACGUUGAAUAUUUCGUGUAUUUUUAUAUAUCCUACGCAUUCUGUCCGUUUCUCCAUCUUUAACUUUCUAAAACACUAAGAUCACCGAUCUACGGACUCGUUGGUAAAACCGAAGCGGCUGUUCGCAUCGUUUUAAACGGAACACGGGAUCAUGGAAAUUGUAGGAUUAGAGGGAGACGUUGCACCACGUUGCUGGCGAUCGUAAACGUUUUACGAGUACUUUGCUCGAGAUUGAAUUAUUUGUAAAAACAAGCUACAAGUGUAA
This is a messenger RNA of Bombus pascuorum, 11143 nucleotides long. It is a transcript of the gene nAChRalpha6, whose product is annotated as neuronal acetylcholine receptor subunit alpha-7. Gene Ontology annotation, molecular function: acetylcholine-gated monoatomic cation-selective channel activity; transmembrane signaling receptor activity. The record is from RefSeq and is a predicted model, not a curated record. Gene Ontology annotation, biological process: nervous system process; signal transduction; regulation of membrane potential. Gene Ontology annotation, cellular component: synapse; postsynaptic membrane; neuron projection. The transcript has 15 exons. The coding region runs from base 2187 to 3863 and encodes 558 amino acids. Lineage: Eukaryota; Metazoa; Arthropoda; Insecta; Hymenoptera; Apidae.